AAACCCGCAUCCACGUCCGUCCGCCCCCAUGUUUACUCUUCCAAAAAGCAAAAGGCAAACUUGUUCCGAUUCCCUACGCACUCGCUCCCUGGCGUCCACCCGAAGCAACCGUCCCUCCCUCUUCCUCCUUUUCGCGCUGUUCAGCUUGUCGUUUUCUCCAUCGCAUCCUCCCACCCCUCCUACCCGCCUCCAUCGAAGAACCCGCCGCCGCCACGAACGCGCCGCGAAAUGGCUGACUGGGGCCCAGUGCUGAUCGGGGUGGUGCUGUUCGUGCUGCUGCAGCCGGGGCUCCUCUUCCAGCUGCCGGGUCACCACCGGCAUCUGGACUUCGGGGGCAUGAAGACCAACGGCAAGUCCAUCGCCGUCCACACCCUUAUCUUCUUCGCCCUCUACGCCAUCCUCAUCCUCGCCGUUCACGUCCAUAUCUUCGCCGGCUGAUCUCGACUUGGUGACGAACAGUUCCUUCUUUCCUUUUCCUUACUGAUUCUUCAUUUCCCGCUUCUGCUUCUGGUGGAUGUUAACCUGUGACUGGAGUUCUUGACGGACGGUUUUCUCUUCCUUUUCAAGAAAUGGCAUUGUUGCUAUCGUUGCUUUCUGGGUAACUGAGGUGCUUCGGCAAAGUCUUAUCUAGACAAUGUGAAAAGAGCUGAUGUAAUUACAGCCGUUAGAUUAUUGAUAAACCUUAAUCGGUGUUCGCGUGAUCGACGACUGAGAUUAACCAUUGUGAUUGAAUUUACAUUAAGCAAAUUCUUCCACAUUAUUGUU
Messenger RNA from Eucalyptus grandis, 765 nucleotides. RefSeq lists its product as uncharacterized. The record is from RefSeq and is a predicted model, not a curated record. The transcript has a single exon. Bases 229 to 438 code for a protein of 69 amino acids. NCBI's taxonomy places the organism in Eukaryota, Viridiplantae, Streptophyta, Magnoliopsida, Myrtales, Myrtaceae.